Molecule: messenger RNA, 2491 nt
Organism: Uranotaenia lowii
Lineage: Eukaryota; Metazoa; Arthropoda; Insecta; Diptera; Culicidae
Product: leucine-rich repeat neuronal protein 1
Exons: 1
Coding region: 967-2421 (484 amino acids)
Cellular component (GO): extracellular matrix
Molecular function (GO): protein binding
Source: RefSeq, a predicted model, not a curated record
AUUGAGGGUAGGGCGAAAAGAUAUGCGCGAUAACCAACGUUGGACAAGCAAGGUGUUAACAGCCUGAUUGAUUCAAUUUCCGCCAGCAGAACCCGAACGGAGCUCCGGUGUAGUCACACGAAAAUUCCGUGAAUCGAAAAUUGCGCGGGACAAAAAAGUGCCUGAUUGAAUCACGCUUCCCAGAAACACAAGGCUCAUCAUCAUCAUCGUCGUCGUCUCCAGCUCUUGCACAUCCACGGCAUCGUCACCAGGAAAUCAAUUUUCACGUAGAUAUCCCGGAAUCCCUACAGAGGACGUGAAACGGAAUCGAACACAAUUUCCAUUUUGCUAGGAUUUUUUCCUCCAUCCCAUUUGCGAACGGUGCGGUUCAGAUUAUCCCUAUCGUGAAAGGAAAAUUAUGCGUGAAAGGAAUUUUUCCCGGCGAAUUUCUGAUCCUACGGUUUCUGACGACCCACCCACCCGGGCCACCUGCAAGUUCUGUGUCAUUUCCCGGACGUCAGUUCCCUACCCAUCGUCCCAUCGGAGAGCACGGUAUGGCAGUUAAUUAAUGGUUGAAUCGUACUAAUUAAAAAUUUUCCUUUUCGGAUGGAAAAGGGAAAAAACUGCACACGGAUCUGAAGAGGCGAAAAGCAAAGUGGGAAAAAGUGGCGUGAAGAAAAUCGAGAAAAACCUUGGCUAUCGGUUUGUGAGAAAAGAGAAAAGUGGAAAACGUUGUGUGUUUAAAUAUUUGAUGAGGAAUGAUAAUUUUAAUUAAAAUUAAACUUGUGAUCACCAUAAACUGAUAAGGAAGGUAUAAAUACUCGUAUCGUAGUGACUUUAGUGGGCUCCUGGAGCUGUGUGUGAGUGUUAGGACUCAAGCCGGUGUUGGUGUGAGGGGAUAAAGGUUAGAUAUCAUCACGAAGUAAAAGUUAACCUGUGCAAACAAAGAGAAAAUUUGCGCCAAAGAAAAAGCGCAUAGCUUGGAUUAUGUUCGGAAAAUUGUGUCUUCUAAUUAUUAUUCUGACAGCUUCCGCUGCUGUGGUCGUACCGGAAGUGAAAGCAGAAGCACGGGAAAUUGGAGCCGAAGAUUCGGUGGUUGUGACGAAGCUGUGCAGCUUUGAUAAACCGCUAAUAGAUCCGACCGAUGAAAGCAAUAGCAAAUUUUGUGACUGUGACGUGGAAAAUUCACCCCCUUGGGGUAUUCCGGUGGUUCUAAUUAACUGUCAGGAUCAUCAUUUCCAAAAUGCUAUCUUCCAGGUCAAAAUUCUACCGCAAGGAACGAUUCGGUUGGAUUUGUCUUACAAUAAGCUCACCUCGAUACCUAGCUUUGUAAGUGAAAAGUUGCAAUAUCUGAGCGUGCGGCACAACGAGAUAGCUUCGCUCACUGAUAAGAACUUCGCCAACGUCACGAUGCUGCUUGAGCUAGACAUUAGCGAAAAUAAUAUCGAGCUUAUUAAUAGCGAUGCAUUUAUCGGACUGACGUUGCUGCGUAAGCUGAACUUGGCAGAAAAUAAAAUAAAAACUAUUCAACCGAAUGCAUUUUCGGUUUUUUCUUACCUGGAACAUCUUAUCUUAUCGCACAAUCCUUUGGGAGAGUUUUUAAACUCUUCGGAAAACGAUAUAUUUUUGCGACUAGGAGUGACGCCACGUUUGCAUAAUAUUGAGCUCGAAAAUUGCACAAUCACCAAAAUAGAUCUUUCCAGUGGGGUUGGUCUUGAUAACAUCGUACUGGGAUCAAAUCAGCUGUUUCAAAUACCAAAUCUUCCUAAGCAGCUUUCACUACUUGAUAUCAGUGACAAUCCGAUACGUGUGAUGACCGCUAAAUUUCUGCCGCACCUUCAUAAUCUGCAGCAUCUCAUCAUGCAGGACAUGCCCAACCUGUACAAGUUGGAAGAAUUCGCUCUCUUCGGGUUGCCACGCCUUACGAAUUUAAAUCUACAAGGGUCUCGUAACCUCACCGUCAUUGAUCCGUAUAUAUUCGGUAAAAAUGUUGUACUAAACGAAACCGACACCGUUCUCGAGCACUUAAAUCUGAAAGGGACCAGUAUUAAAACACUCAACUCGUCCCUUGAAUUUGCCUUCGAACGAUUGGCUGUUUUGGAUCUAACGGGGGCACCUUUAAAUUGCGACUGUCAGCUGCAGUGGAUCAAGCAUCUGGGAAAUGCCACAGUUCAUGGAUCCUGCACCAAACCAAUGUCUUUGAGGGGCCAUCAGUUAGUGGAUCUGGAACAGGAUCAGUUCAAAUGCAAAGUGGAGAAAUCCUGGGUUUACAUGAUGUUUAACGUGCUGUUGGUCAUUCUUCUGAUAGUACUAGUCUUGGCGGCUAUCUAUCUGGUGUACAUUGCGAUUCGUCCCCGACAGAAGGUCCAGAUGCGAAAACCCGGCUCAAAUAGCCCAUAUGCGCGGGUAACGAUUGAGCCAAACCAAAUGGAAAAUCUUUAAAUUGUCGAGUGGUGUUUCGAAUGUAGCUUAAGCUUAAGAAUAGAAAUAAAUGAUCUUGAAUAAUUUAUAA